Messenger RNA from Zophobas morio, 858 nucleotides. RefSeq names its product TM2 domain-containing protein almondex (gene amx). The coding region runs from base 93 to 803 and encodes 236 amino acids. The transcript has 4 exons. Lineage: Eukaryota; Metazoa; Arthropoda; Insecta; Coleoptera; Tenebrionidae. The record is from RefSeq and is a predicted model, not a curated record.
GAAAUGUCAGUUGUCAAAAUAAAAAUCAAAAUAUAACCUAAAAAUUUGUUGUAUAAAUUGAGUGCACUAGGAAAUAGGAAUUGUUAAAAACAAUGCAAUGUUUGCAUGUAAAUAUAAGACAAGCAACAUUCAUAGUUCUGUCCAUAAUAAUUAAUAACAUCAACAUUAUUCAAAUGGCUGAUAAACCCGAAAAAGAUGUUAAUAGUAGUAACGAGGGAACGCGCACUUCAACUGCUCUUCCAGCUUUUGUAACAGAAAUUGAUGAAAGGUGUCGGGCAGAUGAUGUAAAGUGUAAAGACUUACAUCCACAAUGUUUGAAAUGUGAUUUUAAUAUGUCGUGCAUCUAUGGUGAACUAAUAACUACAAAAUGUGAAACGAUAGACCCCAAAAUAAAUUGUUCAGGUGAUAAAACUUUUACAAAAACGUUGAUUUGUCGUUAUUGCUAUCAAACUGAACCAUGGGAACAUACAUGUUUCUUGAGGGCGGACUGCAACUCAGUCGCUUCUCCGAGGGUAUAUUAUCCAACGAAUUGUACAGUUAGAGAUGAUUUACUCUGUUUAGGUAAUCGAACAUUUACCAAAAACGUGAUGUGCAAUUGGACUGGUGGUUACCGCUGGACGACUGCUUUAAUUUUAAGUAUCACAUUAGGAGGCUUUGGAGCUGAUAGGUUUUAUCUAGGUCAUUGGCAAGAGGGAAUAGGAAAGUUGUUUAGUUUUGGAGGAUUAGGCGUUUGGACAAUCAUUGAUGUUAUUCUCAUUUCACUGCACUAUUUAGGACCUGCAGAUGGGUCUCUUUACAUUUAGGCGAAUUCUCUUUAUUUUACAAAUACGUUUUAUAAUAAUAACACUGUUACUUAAA